GUCGGACGUCACGUUCAACAUGCAUAUAGACAUGACGAUGUCAACGAGGGAACGACAUCAAGGGAGGGAAAACAAACAGUUUAAGAAGAAAAACUUUUCAAAGCAAAGAGGUCGCACUGAGCGAACUGAUUAUAAACGCAGAGGGAGAAUGUCCAGACAUAACCACGUUCAGCAUCAAAACGGAGCUCCAGCACAGCGUCCAUCAUUUCCUGCUUCUACCAACAACAAGUUCAAUAAUUCAGACGCUGGAAGCAGCGCGGCCAGUGCUCCAUCGUGUAGCUUCAAACCUUCUACAUCAGCACACAGUAAAGGAAUCCCUCCCCUGAUGAGUAGAGACAGCGCUCUACACAAGCCCUCAGUGUCAGCAUGCAGCCUGCCUCCCUUCACCGCCACUGUCAAAAACAAUGGCUGCCAUGAAAAGCCGAAGGAGCGUGAGAUCACAUCAGCCUCCACCAUCGCCUUCUCCUCGGUAUCAGGCAGCCGUAAACAGACAAAGACGGCGGAGGGAUUCCCCUUGAAGUACGUGGCUCUGGACUGUGAGAUGGUGGGAUCGGGACCAAAGGGGAGUAUCAACCAGUUGGCUCGCUGCAGCAUGGUGAACUAUGACGGAGACGUAAUUUACGAUAAAUUUAUCAAACCCAGUAUGCCGGUCACUGACUACCGCACACGGUGGAGCGGCAUCCGACGCUGUGACCUCGUCAAUGCCACACCCUACGCCAAGGCCAGGACGGAGAUAUUAAGGCUGCUCAUGGGGAAGGUGGUGAUUGGCCACGCCAUCCACAACGACUUCAAGGUCCUGAGUUACUGUCACCCCACCGCCAUGACCAGAGACACGUCUCGAAUCCCUCUGCUGAACCAGAAGGCCGGCUUCAGUGUGGGCGAGUGUGCCUCCCUGAAGAGACUCACCAAGGCCAUCUUUAACAGAGACAUUCAGGCUGGGAUCAUGGGUCACUCUUCUGUGGAGGAUGCCCAAGCCACGAUGGAGCUGUACAAGGUGGUGGAGGCCGAGUGGGAGAGAGAGCUGGCCUUCAAAUCCGGGAGAGUAACCCCCAGGCAUAAAAGGACCACAUGAAAAUAAAGAGAGUUUAGAAUGAUGUUUGGCGUGGCAGCUUUGUGAACGCUCUCCUGGAUAAACUUCUACACGCUGCCUGAACUUUACGGGAUAAGAAUAUAAGAACAUUGGAAACACUUUCUGUACUUCUCAGGGUUGGCACUGGCUGUAACAGGUGCUCCUGCCACCAGGGGGCAGUCAUGCAUCAGGAAACUGAGACUUGUGAAAUGUGUAGUUCUCACUUACACCUUUAGUUCAUUUUCUUUUAUCGUGAUACUUCAACAGUUUUUGAUUUUUUGAAGUGAAAAUCAAAACCGUUUGAUUUGUUCAUCUUCAUGGUGCUCUGCAGGAUUCAGGAUUCUCUGAUUGGAUCAGAUCAUUUAAUCCUGAUCAAACCUCAAGUUUGUGUAUGAUCUUCUGAGCAGGACUGAGAUCACUUAGACCUUAAAACCAGGAUGAUCCUGAUCCAGCAGAGGUCUGACUUAGACCGGAUUAAAGGAACCAUGUAAGAAGAUGUUUUAUAAAGUGACUGAUAUAAAAGCUCCUGUGAGGAACUGUCAGGAACUGUCUGUUUUAGCGCUCCCCUGUGGACUAAACGGGUGCUCUGCUGAUCUUGCUUUGAACAUGUUUCAGAAGUGUUUACUGCCCUUCUUUGUUUAAACAUUUAACAAAUCUUCAGUGGAUUUAAAAAAAUAAAAAGUCUGUUGGUCCGACACCGAG
Messenger RNA from Labrus mixtus (cuckoo wrasse), 1771 nucleotides. RefSeq names its product interferon stimulated exonuclease gene 20-like 2 (gene isg20l2). Gene Ontology annotation, cellular component: nucleus. The record is from RefSeq and is a predicted model, not a curated record. The coding region runs from base 20 to 1072 and encodes 350 amino acids. Gene Ontology annotation, molecular function: nucleic acid binding; exonuclease activity. NCBI's taxonomy places the organism in Eukaryota, Metazoa, Chordata, Actinopteri, Labriformes, Labridae. The transcript has 3 exons.